Messenger RNA from Opisthorchis viverrini, 568 nucleotides. RefSeq lists its product as hypothetical. Gene Ontology annotation, cellular component: cytoplasmic dynein complex. The annotation marks the transcript as partial. Gene Ontology annotation, biological process: transport along microtubule. The transcript is spliced from 2 exons. The record is from RefSeq and is a predicted model, not a curated record. NCBI's taxonomy places the organism in Eukaryota, Metazoa, Platyhelminthes, Trematoda, Opisthorchiida, Opisthorchiidae. Gene Ontology annotation, molecular function: dynein light chain binding; dynein heavy chain binding.
CAACAGUCGCACAGCAACCACGGACGAUGCAUCUCGUAACGUUCCAUACAAAGGUCAUUGCGCUCCCAUCACAGCCAUAUCGACUCAUCCGUGUCCCGGUGCCAUGAACUUCUCCUCUCUGUUCCUUACCUCCUCUCUCGAUUGGACUGUCCGCCUUUGGUCCACUUCCGAAUACACUCCACUACAUACAUUUGAGGAUUAUUUCGACUAUGUGUACGAUGUUAGUUGGAGUCCUGUUCACCCUGCGGUGUUUGCGGCGGUAGACGGUACCGGUCGUCUGGACGUGUGGAAUAUCAAUCAGGAUGUUGAGGUUCCUUGUGCACGUCAUUCCAUUCGGGGUCACGCAGGUCAAGACCGGACUGGAGGCAACAUCGCGUUGAACAAGUGUCGUUGGGAUAGUUCAGGUAGCUAUUUAGCCGCUGGAGAUAAUCAGGGCCGUGUAACCAUCUGCUCCGUUCAUGAAUCCUUAUCCCAACCUGGGCCCGAACAGUGGUCAGAAUUGGCUCGCAGUCUGACAGACCUGAAGCAUUAUAAAAUGGAGCAGGAAGUAGGACGUGCUGAAAUGUGA